AUGAACCCUUCAAAAGAUGAAAGUAAAAAAAAUGGAAAAGAAAAUACACAAAAUAAUACUUCUGGAAAUGUAAAUAGUAAUAAUAAUAAUAAUAAUAAUAAUAAUAAUAAUAAUAAUAAUAAAACCAACCAACUUAAUGCUAAUUCCAUGGUUGAUGAUAAUUCAACUAUUGCACCAAAUGCAAUAUAUUAUACUCAUGAUCGUAGUUCUAAUAACCAUGCUCGAAGCAUAAUUUCAGAUACAACUACAUUACACCAUGAUACAAAUACCAACAUAACCACUUUUAAUAAUGCAACUUCUUCAAUAAAUUCUAUUACUACUAAUAAUAACAAUAAUGAUAUAUCGAAUUCAGAUUUAAGCCAAUGGGUGUAUAAUAAUAAUAGAUUAUCCCUUAAUAGAUCUAUUAAUCAAACUUUGGACAUUUUAAGGAAAGUCUCUUUGAUUCAACCAACUAAAUCAAAUAAUUCAUCAGAGCAAAAAUCAACUGAUCAAAUUAAAUUUACUUAUCCAUUAACACAAAUGAAUGAAAAUUUAAAUAUCUUAAAAUUGGAUUUAAAGAUCAAUCAUCGUAUGAAUACUUCUUUAUCUUCUACGACUUCUAAUUUAAAUAAUGAUUCGUUGACUAAUUUAUUUCAUUUCCAAUUAACUCAAUCAUUAAAUCAUUUAAAUUCUUUAAAGAUUCGUGUUAAUGAUAUCAAUUCAAAAGUCUUAAUUACGGGUGAUAUCAAUACAGGGAAAUCAAAUUUAUGUAAUAGUUUAUUGAAAAAAAAAAAAUUAUUACCUGAAGAUCAAUUACCGUGUACAAAAUUAUUUUGUGAAAUUAGAGAAGCCAGCGAAAAUAAUGGUAUUCAACAGAUACAUGCCAUACCGAUUAAAACUUCUGAUUCAUCAACUUUAAGGGGCGCAACACUACAUUCAGUUAAAGAUGCGAAUGAGUUUUAUAAUAUAAACUCCUCAACUACUUAUGAAGUCUUCCCUCUUGAUACAUUAAAGGAAUUGGUUUAUCAAAAUGAUAAAUACAUUUUAUUGAAAAUUUACAUCAAGGAAAAUAUAAAACAAACUGGUGAAAAUAAUGUAGCCAUCGAAAAAUCUUUAUUGAAAAAUAAUAUAAUGAAUAUAUCAUUGAUUGAUUCUCCAGGUUUAAAUGUAGAUUCAAUUCAAACUACAGAAAUUAUGUCAAGGCAAGAGGAAAUUGAUCUAGUGAUUUUUGUCAUAAAUGCCGAAAAUCAAUUGACAUUAUCUGCAAAGGACUUUAUUAAUUUGGCUUCCAAUGAAAAAAAAUUGAUAUUCUUUGUUGUUAAGAAAUUUGAUAAAAUCCAUGAUAAAGAACGUUGUAGGAAAUUAAUUCUUGACCAAAUCAAAGAUCUUUCACCAGAGACUCAUAAAAGGUCAUCUGAAUUUAUUCAUUUCCUUUCAUCUGCGCCAGAUUCAGAUCAUGAAGGUGAUGACGGUGGUGAUUAUGACAACGAUGAUGAUGCUAAUAAUGAUGAUCCAGAUUUCGAUCAUUUACAAACAUCUUUGAAAAAUUUUAUUCUUAAAAAAAGAGCUGAAUCGAAACUAUUACCUGCAAAGACAUAUCUUUGCAGAAUUUUGGAUGAUUUGAUUUUCAUCUCAAAUUUCAACAUUAAACAAUUUGAAAAUGAUUAUUUGAAUUUGAAAUCAGAACUAGAUAAAAUACAACCUGAAAUUAACAAUAAAAAAAUUCAUUUUCAAAGAUUAAAUAAUAAUAUUGAUGCUUUGAUUGAAAACACAAUCGAUUCAUGUUCUAAAUUCACACGACAAAAAAUUGAAAAUUCGUUGAAUUUUCAAUUUAUUGAUUUACCAAAUUACACUGGUAUAGUGAAUCUUUAUGAAUUUGUUUUAAAGACACAAAUAUUCAUUAAAAACCAAAUCCUAAAUAGUUUAAAUGAAGCUGAACAAUUUGCUAAAGAUAGCACAAUUAAAAGCGUGGAAACCAUUGUAGAAUUGGGCAAAGCAGAAUUAGGUGACGAAUUCAUGUCAAAUAGAUCAUUUAAUAGUAAUUUGAUGUUUACAAAAGUACAUCAUAAUGAUAUUAAGGCUCUAUAUAUACCAUUGUCAUUUAAAGAUAUGGUUUCACCAUCUUGGACAGGCUUUAUCAGCUAUGUAACAUGUGGUUUGUUUCAACCUUUUAAUAAAAGAAUAAAAAGUGGUAGUGCUUCAGAAAAAAAUGAUAGAAACAAAUCACAAGCCAUGCAAGAUUCCAAACAAGUGACUACUCAGAUAAAAUCUACUUCAAAUGCCUUAACUAAAUUAGGUUUAAACAAUUAUUCAAUGGAUCAAUAUUGGUUGAAUCCCUCUCUCUUGUUUUCGUCAAAAAUCCCUGCUAUGGCUGUUUAUUCGGUAGGGGGCGCAAAGGCACUGGAGUCAAUUUUAUUCAAUGGAAUUAAAUUUUUCUCAUGGGACAUAAUCAAACAUUCUAUAGGCCCAAUCUUUUUAACAGCAUCUGUUCUAGCUGCAGCUUAUCUAAUUCAAGAUAUUUCGAGAGCUGUUCCAUUUAAUUUACUAAUAAAAUACGAAACUAAAUUAAAAGAAAAAAAUUAUGGCCAAUUAAAUGCAGAUAGAAUCACAAGAGAGGUAAGAAAUGUUUUACGUGUCCCAAGUCGUUCAAUUCUUACUACCUGUGAUAUUAAUCUAGAUCAAAAGCAAGGCACCAGAAGAGAGAUUGAAUCGAAGAUUGCAUGCAAUAAUACUUCUAUGACCUUUUUUAAACAGAUCCUGGAUAGGUCGACUAAACAACGGACUCUUAUCGAUAGUAUCAGUCUAGAUAUUGAUUAA
This is a messenger RNA of Henningerozyma blattae CBS 6284, 2796 nucleotides long. RefSeq names its product mitofusin (gene FZO1). Gene Ontology annotation, biological process: mitochondrial fusion. The transcript has a single exon. Gene Ontology annotation, cellular component: mitochondrial outer membrane. Gene Ontology annotation, molecular function: GTP binding; GTPase activity. Lineage: Eukaryota; Fungi; Ascomycota; Saccharomycetes; Saccharomycetales; Saccharomycetaceae. Bases 1 to 2796 code for a protein of 931 amino acids. The record is from RefSeq and is a predicted model, not a curated record.